CUCUCACAGGCGGGUAGAGGCUCAUCUACCUCCGCGUCGCGCUCUUGUAUUCUCCUGAGGUUUUAUUCAUAGGUUCUUGGGGUUGCCAAACAUGGCUGCAGUUGUUACCAGACACAAGCAUUUCGAUCAAGAAUACCUCAGUAUUGAAUCUAAAUAUGUUGUUCAGGAAUACAGCAGCUCUGUGGCAGAAGAGGUGAAGUAUCAACACCAAACACAGAAGAGAAUCCAAGGAGUGGUGGAGAAGAAGAUGCCUGAGAAACACAUCCGCGAGGAGUCCAUGAUCAGGGGCCCCAAGUUUGUGGUUAGACUGAGGUCCCAUACAGUGUAUGAAAACAGUGCUAUUAAACUUUUCUGCACUGUGGAGGGAUAUCCCACUCCACGAGUCAAAUGGUUCAAGGAUGAUGUCAUCUUGGACGUUUCUUCUGGAAAGUACUUUGUGGAGAACAACGCUGGAUUCCAUGCCCUCUCCAUCCUCAAGUGUGCAACUGAUGACACUGCGAUGUACACGGCUGUAGCCUCCAACAGUCAUGGACAGGCCUCCUCCCAGGCCUCCAUCAUUGUGAAGAGGUGCAAAGAGGAAGAAACGCCCACUCCUUAUUCCUGGAUGCCUUCCCAGUAUUCUGUUUUACCUGAGAUCAAGUAUACGAAGAUUAACAUCAACUUCACUGAGACGUUUGACGUGACUUUUGGAAGAGAAGGCGAUAAGGCCACUUUGACCUGCAAGAUGACUGUUAACCCCAACAUGGCUAACCUGCAGCCUGAGGCAAUGUGGUUCAGAGAUGAGCACCUCCUGAAAGAGUCGAGGUGGGUGAAAAUGGAGUCUGGCGGAGGUGUUGCCAAGCUCACGCUUACUCAGCUCGCUAAAGAUGAUGAGGGUCUUUACACCCUCCGCAUGGUCACCAAGGGAGGAGAUGCGGUCCACAGGGCUUACGUCUUCGUUGAUGAUGGUCCACCUCCAGUUCCUCAAGCUCCCGGAGCCCCAAUGGACAUUAAGAUCCAUGAUGCUAAUAGAGAUUAUGUAAUUGUGUCCUGGAAACCUCCUAAUACCACCACCGAAGGCCCCAUCAUUGGAUACUUUGUUGACAGAUGUGAAGUUGGAACAGAGAGCUGGAUGCAGUGUAAUGACUCCCCUGUAAAGAACUGCAAGUAUGCUGUGCAGGGCCUGCUUGAAGGGCACUCUUAUUACUUUCGCGUGCGUGCCGUCAACUCUCAUGGCAUUGGCAGACCCUCCAGAAUGUCUGAGCCUAUCGCCGCUCUGGACCCUACAGAGUUUGAGAGAAUUCGUGCCAAAAAACUUGGUGGAAGACUUGACGUUGUGACUUACUAUGAUGACCUUGAAGCCGAGGGAAAAGCUCCGGGACCUCCCUCUAAAGUCUGUGCUUCAGAGACGGACCGAACAUAUGUUGUGCUCAGUUGGGUCCCUCCAGUCUACCAUAGCAAAGCUCCCAUGUGGUAUUACAUUGAGAAGCUUCAAGUCGGAGCUGGAUCCUGGCAGAAAGUUAACACUAAAGUACCUAUCAGAUCUCCUCGCUAUGCCGUCUUCGACCUGCUAGAGGGAAAGGACUAUCAGUUUCGUGUGGUGUCUGCUAAUAUGCACGGCGUCAGCGAGCCUUCUGAGCCCACCGACACUGUAACAACCCUGCAGCUGAAGGGUGUGCCCUCUGCUCCUGGACAAGUCAUUGCAACCAGAGAGACAGACACUUCUGUUCUAAUCCAGUGGGAGCCUCCACAGGAUCCCAAUAACCUGAUUGGAUAUUACAUUGAUUCUUGCGUGAAAGGAUCUAAAGCCUGGACCUCUGCCAAUCACAAGCCCCAUAAGCAGACUAGGUUUGUUGUGCACGGACUGACCACCGGUGAGACGUAUGUCUUCCGUGUUCAAGCCAUCAAUGAGCAUGGUCUCAGUGAUGAAUCCCAGGAAUCGGCUCCUCUUUCUGUGAGAGCCGCUCUUAAGCUGCCCUCUUCCCCUUAUGACAUCUCUCUUCUCUACUGUGACGGGGAAUCCAUGGUGCUCAACUGGAAGCAGCCACUCCGUUCUGGAGGAACAGACGUCACUGAUUAUUACAUUGACAAAUGCAAUGUGGCCACGAAGACAUGGAAGGAGGUCAACGUCCCACCCAUCAAGGAAAGACUGCACAAGGCUGGAGGUCUGACAGCUGGGUCAGUUUAUCAGUUUAGGGCCUAUGGAGCUAAUUUGAUUGGACUGGGGGAUGUUUCGACCCCUAGCGCUCCCUUCAAAUGUGAGGCUUGGACCAUGCCUGAGCCAGGUCCAGCCUAUGACGUGAUCUCCACUGAAGUAAGGGAUGAUUCUGUGGUGGUGGAGUGGAAGGCUCCUGUCUACAACGGUGCCAGUGCCAUUACUGGAUACUUUGUUGAGAAAUCCAAGAAAGGCUCGGAUAACUGGAGCAAAGUCAACGAAAGUUCAGUCAACCACUGCUAUCUUAAGGUCAAGGGUCUAGAAACAGGCGAGUCUUGUGUGUUCCGUGUGCGGGCAGAGAACGCCAAUGGCAUUGGCGUGGCUUCAACCCCCUCUGACCCUGUAUGCAUCAAGGCACUGCCAGGCACCCAGGAAAUCAAAUGUGGAGUCGACGAGGAAUCAGGUGACAUUUAUCUCUCUUUUGAGAGCUGCCAAAUGGCGGAGAAAUCGAAGUUUGUGUGGAAGAAGUCCUACCAAGAAAUCACUGACUUCUCUAAGGGAAUCGCCGUGAAGACAUCAGGCAGCCACUCAACUUUGCUUUUUAAGAACCCAGACAAAGAGGAUUUGGGCACAUACUCUGUGUCUGUUACCCUGACUGAUGGUGUCUCCGCCAGCUACAAGAUCUCAGCAGAAGAGCUUGAGAAGAUGUUGGCCCUCAGCUAUGACAUACGCAACCCAAUUAUUCCUCUGAAGACUCAACUGGCGUAUAAGAUUCUAGAGAGAGGCCGUGUGCGCUUUUGGCUGCAAGCUGAGGCCAUCACCUCUGCCGUGACCUACAAAUUCUUUGCCAGUAACAAGGAGCUUGUCAACUGUGAGCAAACUAAAAUGAGUCAUGAUGCAGCUACGGGCAUUAUUGAGAUGGUGAUGGAUCAUUUCACUGACGACAGCGAGGGCACUUUCACCGUGCAGAUCCAAGAUGGCAGAGGCAAGGCCCAGUCCUCUCUGGUGCUGAUCGGAGACGCCUUCAAGGCAGCGCUGGCUGAGGCGGAAUACCAAAGGAAGGAGUACAUUCGUGUGAAAGAGGGCCCUCACUUUAUGGAGUUCCUCUCCAUUCAAGUUGGGGAUAAUGCCUCUGUCACUCUUGUUUGCAAGGUGGCUAAUUUGAAGAAGGACUCUGUGUUCCAAUGGUAUAAGGACAACGUAAAGGUGAUUUCUGAGGUGCCUGCUGACCUGAACUCAGGAGUCUGCAAGUUCCCCCUAAUUAAUUUCUCCAAGAAGGAUGUGGGACUAUAUAAAGCAACCAUCACCGAUGACAGAGGCCAAGAUGUGUCACAGAUUGAUGUUUCUGGCAAAGCUUUUGAUGACAUCAUUAACAAGCUCAGUCGUCUCGCUGGAUCCAGCGCCUCUGAGUUGUCGAUUCAGUGCACUGCGGAGGGCAUUAUGCUUCAGUGCCAUAUGAAAUAUUACACAGAGGAGAUGAAGAUCCAUUGGAAACAAAAGGAUUCUAAAAUUGCUGCAUCAGAAAGGAUGAGAAUUGGUGGCAACCCAGCAAUGGCAACUUUGGAGAUAGUCGAGCCUACUGAUAAGGAUAAAGGAAUGUACACUAUUGAGAUUGUGGAUCCGGAGAAGACCAAUUCUCGUAGCCUGGACCUCUCCGGACAACUCUACGACAACGCCUACGCAGAAUUCCAGAGACUCAAAGCGGAAGCAUAUGCUGAAAAGAAUCGUGGCAAAGUGGUUGGUGGUCUUCCUGAUGUUGCGACUAUCAUGGAAAAGAAGACUCUGAGUCUGACCUGCACAGUCUGCGGUGACCCCAAACCUCUAGUCAGCUGGUCUAAGAAUGAUCGAGAAGUAGAACCCGGCGAUCAGUACGUGAUUGCCAUGGACUCGGGCAAGUUCGCCAGCCUCACCAUCAAAGGCGUGUCCCUGGAGGACUCCGGCAAAUACACCAUGACAGUCCAAAACAAGUACGGCGGCGAGUCAGUGGACAUCGUCGUCAGCGUGUACAAACACGGCGACAGGGUUCCGGACAUCAAACCCACACCCUCACCCAAGAGGAUCAUGCCUCCCACGGUUCCCAUCGUAAUUCCCACUGCUAAGCCUGCCACCCCAGCCCCUGCUGCGGCCAAGUCUCCUGCUCCUCCCCAAAAUGCCAAAUCCUCUGCUCCGCCCCGUGGCAUGAAGUCCCCCACUCCCAGCAGGAAGAAGUAACAGCAUAGCCCUUGCCUCUCAUUCACCCCAACAACACAAAAACAACUAGAUUUACAUUUCUGUUCAAUAUCAGUGUUUGCAAGGCAGCAAAGGAAGUUUGGGUGUAGGUUUUGGUUCAUGUCUUGUUUUCUUCCAUCAACAAAAUCAACAGUUUAUUAUAUGGCUAUAAAAGUAUGAAAGAAGGCAUAUUUGGACACAUUUUUUAGCUCUGUGUUGCUCUGUUUGUUUGAGCAUCCAUAGCAACUCGACACAUCAACUUUUGCGCAACCAAUGUUGUGAGAUUAGGAAGGGAAUAUUCGUCUGACCAGUAGAAUAUGGUAGAAACAAACAAAUAUGUUUUCUACAUUUAUUUAAGCCUUGAUUUGAACGAAAACGAUGGAUCCAUGUGGUGCGGCUGACACAGAACAGCAUACGCUGUUUGUGUUCAGUGGAUACUCUCCAAAAUUGUGCUUCAGUGACACACUGAAAUAGAACUUAAUUUAGGCAUCAUUAUAUAAUAAAUUAAAAUAAGACUAGAUUAUUAGUGUGCAAUUAGUUAACUGAGCAUUAGAAAAUAGCAAAGUUAAAUAUGCACAAAGAAAACAUGAAAACCAAAAAACAUAGCAAUCUGUAAAAUAAGCACGAGCAUCGCUCAAACCCAAACCAGAAUAUUUGAGGAAUAUCAAUGUAAUGCUGCCUUGCAAACACUGUAAUUGGACUAUAGUGCAUAAAUCAGUGAAUAAAGAAAGUAGAAUUGAAAAGUAGGUAGUAUUUUUCACCCCGAAUUCAUCAUCGUAUCAUAAAAUGAACAAGCAUCUAAUAUGAAAAGAAAGAGAGUAAGUGUGUGUGAGGGAGGGUGGGGCAAGUUAUAUUUAGUGCCACGAGAAAAUGUGUGAAACAGUUUGUCAUCUGGGUUGCCUAAGCUGAGUGGGCCUCUAAUGAAUUUGGCUCCCUCUCCCCUGAGGUGGUUGAGGGAAAAGCUUUGAUGUUAGUUUAUUAAAUCUCGGUUUAAAAGCUGCUCCUUCAGUUAGCCACUGAAAUCCAGAGGCUUUUUUUUUUCUUUUUUCUUUUUUUGCUUUCUUCGGUAGAUGGAUGGCCUUAAAGUGCAGGAUCCAGCAGCAGCCACGAGACCAUCAGUGCUCCUCUCAACCUCGUCUCACGUCCUCACCUUUUUCUCUUGGUUUUGUGUUAAUAAAAGAGUUGGAAAUCACUA
This is a messenger RNA of Carassius auratus (goldfish), 5537 nucleotides long. RefSeq names its product myomesin-2-like. Gene Ontology annotation, biological process: sarcomere organization. The record is from RefSeq and is a predicted model, not a curated record. The transcript has 36 exons. Gene Ontology annotation, molecular function: protein binding. Bases 92 to 4345 code for a protein of 1417 amino acids. Gene Ontology annotation, cellular component: M band. Lineage: Eukaryota; Metazoa; Chordata; Actinopteri; Cypriniformes; Cyprinidae.